GUGAGAUUCAACGGAAGUUGGGAUCGUCCUUCGGCAUAUCGCGGCAGUCCGUCUCCAGAUCUCGAAACAGCUUGGAACAAAGUAACUGCCGAUGGGCGGCUAAUGUCUAUUACGCUCGAAGAGCUACUCAAAAUAGGGGAGGAACCUGCCCCAUUCAUGGCUAGGUAUCCGAAAGAGUAUGGUGGGGAUUAUUUGGCGACAGUGGAGGUCAUUCACCAGCUUCAUUGCAUAAACAUGAUUCGCCAAUCCACUUGGGGUGACUAUUACACAGCAACUGAUUCUGACUUUGUCGAAUCCCCUGACAGAUGGCGCAUCCAUCUUGAUCACUGCGUCGAAAUGCUCAGACAGGUCAUAAUGUGCCACUCUGAUGUAACAAUGGUUACUUACGAUUGGGUCGAGGGACUCGAUGUCCCUUACCCAAACUUCAACAUCCCUCAUCAAUGUAGAGACCUCGAGAAGAUCUUGGAUUGGGUGGAUGAUCAUCGUAUUUAUGUCCCUCAAUCCCAGAUGGUCCGCCAAGAGGACAAUGUUGACCUUCCUUUGCCCCCUUAA
Molecule: messenger RNA, 552 nt
Organism: Suillus fuscotomentosus
Lineage: Eukaryota; Fungi; Basidiomycota; Agaricomycetes; Boletales; Suillaceae
Exons: 4
Biological process (GO): mycotoxin biosynthetic process
Source: RefSeq, a predicted model, not a curated record